AUGAAGGUUCUGUGGACCGUGUUGGUGGUCUCCCUCCUGGCAGGAUGCCAGGCCGAAGAGGAGCCCGAGGUGCACCCUGGGUGGCAGGGCAGCCAGCCCUGGGAGCAGGCGCUGGGCCACUUCUGGGACUACCUGCGCUGGGUGCAGACGCUGUCGGACGAGGUUCAGGAGGAGCUUCGCGGUGUCCAGGUCACCCAGGAGCUGAAGGUGCUCAUGGAGGAGACCAUGAAGGAGGUGUCGGCCUACAAGUCCGAGCUGGAGACCCAGUUGGGCCCGGUGGCAGAACAGACGCAGGCGCGCCUGACCAAGGAGCUGCAGGCGGCGCAGGCGCGCCUGGCGGCCGACAUGGAAGACGUGCGCAGCCGCCUGGCCCAGUACCGCAGCGAGGCCCAGGCCGUGCUGGGCCAGAACACAGAGGAGCUGCGCGCGCGCCUUGCCUCGCACCUGCGCAAGCUGCGCAAGCGGCUGCUGCGUGACGCCGAGGAGCUGCAGAAGCGCCUGGCGGUGUACCAGGCCGGGGCCCGCGAGGGCGCCGAGCGCAGCGUGAGCGCCAUCCGAGAGCACCUGGGGCCGCUGCUGGAGCAGGGCCGCGUGCGGGCCGCCACUGUGGGCACCCUGGCCAGCAAGCCGCUGCGGGAGCGGGCCGAGGCCUGGGGCCAGCAGCUGCGCGGGCGGCUGGAAGAGGUGGGCAGCCGGGCCCGGGAUCGCCUGGACGAGAUGCGCGAGCAGAUGGAAGAGGUGCGCACCAAGGUGGAGGAACAGGCCACCCAGAUGCGCCUCCAGGCGGAGGCCUUCCAGGCCCGCCUCAAGAGCUGGUUUGAGCCCUUGGUGGAAGACAUGCAGCGCCAGUGGGCCAACUUGGUGCAGAAGGUGCAGGAGGCGGUGGGCGCCAACGCUGGCGCUGAGCCCAGUGAGAAUCACUGA
This is a messenger RNA of Orycteropus afer afer, 924 nucleotides long. It is a transcript of the gene APOE, whose product is annotated as apolipoprotein E. Lineage: Eukaryota; Metazoa; Chordata; Mammalia; Tubulidentata; Orycteropodidae. The record is from RefSeq and is a predicted model, not a curated record. Gene Ontology annotation, biological process: negative regulation of neuron apoptotic process; lipoprotein catabolic process; cholesterol catabolic process. Gene Ontology annotation, molecular function: very-low-density lipoprotein particle receptor binding; low-density lipoprotein particle receptor binding; lipid binding. Gene Ontology annotation, cellular component: intermediate-density lipoprotein particle; extracellular region.